AUGAAACUUCAAUUCACUCUAAUUGGAGCAUUCGCGGCCCUCGGCCAGACUGCCUUUGACACCAGUUCGAAUUCUACGGAUUUCAGCUGGGUUUCAACCCCACCUUCGAAAGAGCUGAAGUAUUACGACUGUUACGGAAGCUUUCAAUGCGCUCGACUGCAAGUUCCGCUUGACUGGCCCAACCCGAACUUGAAGACAAACACGACGGUUGCUGUCGCCAUAAUAAAGCUUCCGGCCACAGUUUCCGAGGGCGACAAAACAUUCGGUGGAAGUGUCCUGAUCAACCCUGGAGGCCCCGGAGAUUCUGGCACAGACUUGCUGCUUCGUUCAGGUAGCAGGUUCCAGAGCCUUUUGGCUGGUGAACGCAACUAUGAGAUUAUUGGCUUCGACCCUCGGGGUGUGAAUCUGACUACACCUCAUGGGGAUUGCUACAAAGGCGAUGAACUCUCUCGGAAGCUAGACCAAGAGCGCAACACAGGUCUCAGUCCUAUCACGGAGGAUUUGAAUGCUCUCAACUAUCACUAUGCAUCUGCUUCAGGAAAAAGUGAGCUUUGUGAGGUUGAUGGCGUCGAUGGUAUUUGGAGUCACCUCAAUACCGCGUCAGUUGCUAGAGAUAUGGUUGAGAUUAUCGACCGUAUCGACGACCUUCGCUGGCACAACCGCAACUUAACAAAACCGGCGGAUACUCCGAAGCCCAGACUGCAGUACAUCGGCAUAUCGUAUGGAUCUUUCCUGGGAAACACAUUCGCUUCCAUGUUCCCUGAGCGGGUGGGACGAAUCAUGGUCGACGGAAUCGUGGAUGCCGAGGAUUACACGAAAGUUACUUGGCAGAAAAAUCUCAACGAUGCCGAGAUCGUUCUUCAGUAUUUCUACCAAAUUUGCUAUGACUCUGGCGACGGCUGUCCAAUUCGAUUGUCAUCAGACAAGGAAGCUGCCGAUAUAAAGAGCCGUAUUGACACGUUUCUCAACGCUCUCGACCUCCGCCCAAUCUCAGUGGUACACGGCGGCAAAAUUGAUUUGAUUACAUCACCUGCUGUUCGGCUUCUCAUCUUGACUCUAAUCUACCAAACCGCUAGAUUUGAGCUACUUGCCCUUGGCCUCGGAGCCCUAAUUACUGGCGAAUACGUUUCAUUUCUUGACAUAAUAUCGGGUGACGCCCCUGAAAUCACUUGUGGCGGCACCGCAUCCCACGACGAGGCGCCUCCCUAUACCUGGUCCGAAGAUGUAGCAUACGGUAUUGUUUGCAGCGAUGCUGUUGACGGUGUAGCAGAUCGCAAACUCUCAGUCUCCGACGACUUGGUGCGCAUACUCGACACACAAGCUCCAACAACCGGCGUCGCGUGGGGUGACCGUGUCAUCGCGUGCGCCGACCGCAAGAUUCGGCCACCCUACACCUUCACUGGACCUUUCGAUACCUUACUCGCGUACAAUGACCUCGAUGACGUACCUUCAACGUUGGGAAUGCCCCAGCUCCACGACGGCCUUUCCAAGAAUACGACGAUACCCAGUGUAAGCGGCGGCAUUCUAUGGGAAGACUCAGUGAACAAGCGAUUGUUCCUUUACGGGGGUGAAUACUACGAGGAGCCACCGGCCGCCUUCGUUCUCUACAGCUACGAUAUCCUCUACAACAAUUGGGCGUCACUUGGGUCUCCCACUGGCGCUGGAAACGCCAAUGCAGCUAGUUAUGGCGCCGGAGUCUCGAUCUCAUCAAGAGGAGAGGCGUAUUACUACGGGGGGUGGCAGAGCAACGCAUCUGUUCCAGGAUGGACAGGUCCGCCGAAGGCCACGAGCAGACUUGUAAAGUACGACAUGGACAAGAACUCUUGGAAUAGCGUCGCAGGCCCCGACAACGUCGGCAGGGCGGAAGGCGUAAUGGUCUUCAUUCCAAUCGGAGAUGCUGGAAUGCUGGUCUACUUCGGUGGCUGUCAAGACCUGGACGGCAAUGGGACCCUGACACCACAACCCAUGGAUGAGAUCUUUCUGUACGACGUCGCGAAUACGAAGUGGUACACGCAGAAAACUUCCGGUCGUACUCCCGAAAUACGGAGGCGUUUCUGUGGCGGUGCGACCUGGGCCCAAGACCAGUCCAGCUACAACAUUUACAUCUUCGGCGGCGCAGGGUUCCCUCCAGACACUACAGGAUACGACGAUAUCUACAUCCUCACCAUCCCCAGCUUUCAGUGGAUCCGAGGUCCAUACCCGGCGAAUAGCAACGUCACGGGGGAAUUCCCCAAAAGCAUGAUGAGCUGCAACGUGGUCGAUAACUCACAAAUGCUUGUCAUUGGAGGUUCCUAUUCCAACGACACAACUUACUCAUGCGAUGCUGACAAUGUCUGGGGCACACACAACAUGAACCUAGGGCAAGAUAACGAUGAGAAUGCUAUCUGGCUGCGUUACCUGCCUAGUCUGACCACUUACGCUGUACCCACAGACAUUUUGACAGCUGUAGGUGGCCGUGACGGCGGCGGCGCGACACGGACGGCGCCGACCAGCGGCUUCGAUGCCCCAGACCUCUCCGUCCUCAUGACACGCAAGGCGACGCCGGCAACUAGAACGCCAACGCGCCCUGUCAGCUUCGCUACCUCCUCUUCGUCAAACCCUAGCACUCCAUCUUCUGGGCUGAGCAAGGGGGCCAUAGCAGGCAUUGCGGUUGGUUGUGGCGUGGCUCUCAUGCUAGUGCUGGCGGGAUGCUUCUGUUUCAUCCGUCGCCGGCGGACGUAUUCCAGGAAGAGACACGCCUCCGCACUUGCUCCAGGGGCAGGAAUGUCAAUGGCGUAUCACCAUGGUCAAGCUCAUCAGGGGCCGAUGUAUGGCGGCUGGGGCAAUACGCAGGUGUCAUCGCCGACGAUGACAGCUACCUCACCUGCAUUACCGCCUGCUGAACUUGGAAAUGGAGCCGAGUUGCAGUAUCCCAACUCCAGCAUCAGUCCUACGAGCGGCAAACAUGACGUUGCCUACGGAGGGCCAUCACCCGUUAUGCCCAACGAGAGAGCAACCUAG
Colletotrichum gloeosporioides is the source of this 3000-nucleotide messenger RNA. Its product is annotated as Kelch repeat-containing protein. The record is from RefSeq and is a predicted model, not a curated record. The transcript has 4 exons. Lineage: Eukaryota; Fungi; Ascomycota; Sordariomycetes; Glomerellales; Glomerellaceae. Gene Ontology annotation, molecular function: protein binding. The coding region runs from base 1 to 3000 and encodes 999 amino acids.